AGAGGGAGAGAGAGAGAGGGAGAGGGAGAGAGAGAGAUGACAAUGGAGUUGAUGAAGAUAGACACCAUAGGGUUGGUUCUUGCAAGUAGCUUGGUUGGAUAUGUUUUUGUUUUUUGGUUCCUGAAGAGAGUAAAUGAAUGGUGUUACUGUUUGGGGAAGAAGAAUUUGCCACCAGGAGACAUGGGUUGGCCUUUGAUUGGUAACAUGAUAUCUUUCUCAAAGGCUUUCAAAUCUAGUGACCCUGAUUCCUUCCACAACAAUUUGGUCAAGAGGUAUGGAAAAGUUGGUAUGUACAAGAAUCACUUGCUCGGAAAACCAAUCAUCAUCGCUUCUCGAUCGGAAUUAUGCAAGGCAAUCUUACACGAUGACGAAAAUUUCAAACUCGGGUAUCCGAGUUUACCAGAACUCAUUGGGAAACGAUCGAUAGCAACCAUAGAUGGGGUCGAACACAAGCGUCUACGCAAGCUUACAACGGCUCCGAUCAACGGACAUGAAGCACUAUCAAUGUACAUUGAGUAUAUGGAGGAUGUGGUGAUGGAUUCGUUGGAUGAAUUGAGUAGCAUGAACAAGCCGGUAGAGUUGCUCACCGAAUUAAAGCGCGCAACAUUCAAAGUUGUGACAAAUAUUUUCUUUGGUCCCGAAGGUUUUCAAUUUCUUGAACCAUUGACGAAAUUGUUUCAUGCUCUUAGUAAGGGCAUUUUCGCAGCGCAUGUUAACCUUCCUGGAUUUUCAUACUACAAGGCUCUCAAGGCACGUGACAAGCUCGUGAGAAUUGUUGAUAAUACAAUUGAAGACAGAAAAGUGAGAAACAAAAGUAUUGACUUCACCAAGGCAAAGAAGAGCAUGUUAGAUUUGUUGUUGGAAGUUGAAGGUGAAGAUGGUGAAAGAAUGGACAAUAUUACCAUUAUUGAUUUAUUGGGAUCAAUCUUAAUUACUGGCCAUGAAACCACAGCAAUUGCUACAAUGUGGUUAUUGCUCUUCCUUGAUGAAAACCCACAAGUCUAUCAAAAGCUUAAGGAAGAACAAGAGGAGAUCAUAUCAAAGAGACCUUCUACCCAGAAAGGAUUGACUAUGGCGGAGAUUAAAAAAAUGAGUUAUACCGACAAGGUAAUUCAAGAAGUACUUCGUAGGGCCAAUGUUGGAGUUGGAGCUUUUCGCGAGGCAGUCAAUGAUGUUAAGCUAAAUGGAUACACUAUACCAAAACGAUGGAAAGUGUUCAUAAUGUUUAGAACAAUCCACUUGGAUCCUGAAAUCUAUCCAAACCCCACAGCAUUCAAUCCAUCCAGAUGGGAUAAUAAAAAUAUAAAAGCUGGAGCAUAUGUGCCAUUUGGGCUUGGGAGUAGGAUUUGCCCAGGAAAUGAGUUGGCCAAGACCGAAAUGUUUGUUUUUCUUCAUUGUUUUGUCCUCAACUACAAGGUUGAGAGAAUGAAUCCAAAAUCUCCAAUGGUGUACUUUCCAACAGCAGAGCCUAAGGACAAGUUUAUGGCCAAAAUUAGAAAACUGCCAUAAUCAUAAAUAACUAAAGCCAUAUAUAUAUGUAUAUAUGUAUGUAUGUAUGUAUAAUGCAAACAAUAAUAUGUCCAAAAUGUGCUUCAAAUUUAAAGUGUCACAAACUGUUGUUGGACAUGUAAUAUGUAAUUGAGAGAUGUGACGAUUGUGAUGUUAGGUCAUGUGUUGUUCUAUGUGGGUUAUAUUUACUCCAUCAAUUUUAUAUUUAAGGUUGUUUACUUUAUGUG
Messenger RNA from Tripterygium wilfordii, 1736 nucleotides. RefSeq names its product beta-amyrin 11-oxidase-like. Gene Ontology annotation, cellular component: endoplasmic reticulum. NCBI's taxonomy places the organism in Eukaryota, Viridiplantae, Streptophyta, Magnoliopsida, Celastrales, Celastraceae. The coding region runs from base 37 to 1509 and encodes 490 amino acids. Gene Ontology annotation, molecular function: ent-kaurenoic acid monooxygenase activity; heme binding; iron ion binding. Gene Ontology annotation, biological process: brassinosteroid homeostasis; sterol metabolic process; brassinosteroid biosynthetic process. The transcript has 8 exons. The record is from RefSeq and is a predicted model, not a curated record.